Messenger RNA from Thermothielavioides terrestris NRRL 8126, 1475 nucleotides. RefSeq lists its product as uncharacterized. NCBI's taxonomy places the organism in Eukaryota, Fungi, Ascomycota, Sordariomycetes, Sordariales, Chaetomiaceae. Gene Ontology annotation, cellular component: endoplasmic reticulum; endoplasmic reticulum membrane. The coding region runs from base 138 to 938 and encodes 266 amino acids. The record is from RefSeq and is a predicted model, not a curated record. The transcript is spliced from 3 exons.
CACGUUUUUACGACAUCGAUUCUUCGAAGCUCCCAGUUGGGAUUUGGACCUUCCUCCCAAACCCCCAACUGCCUCCUUCCCUCUCCCCUUCGUCAACACCUCCCCCUUUCCCCUUUUUCUCUUCGGAAUCCGGCACAAUGGUCAACUUCAAGUGGUCUUACAUCGCCCUGCUCGCUCUCCGCGUUGCGACGGCCUUUGCCCAGGACGAUGCCGACGCCCAAUCCGGCACGUCGGCGAAAGUCGACCAGCCCGACCUCAAGGCCGAUAUCGAGACGACCUUCCCCGAUGCCGACAUCUUCGGCGUCAAGAUCGUCAACGGCCGGAUCACCAAAGCGCUGAUCGAGAUUACCAACCACGAGGAGACGCCAAUUGACGUCGCCUUCGUUGGUGGAAUGCUCAAGACCACCAAGCCCUUGCCCGAUGACGCUCCCGCGUCCGCCGCCAUUCUUCGAAACCUGACGGCCGUCCGGUACGACGUCUCCAUCCCGGCCGGCGCGAAGCACCAGCUUCCCUUCCAGUUCGUCCUCGACAUGAUGCCCCAGGACGUCAUUGUGGAGCUCGUCGCCAUCAUCUCCAACGCGGCCACGAGCCAGAUCUUCCAGGUCCAGGCCCACAGCGGUCCCGCCAGCAUCGUCGACCCCCCGACUAGCAUCUUCGACCCUCAAAUCAUCUUCCUCUACCUCUUCCUCACCGGCGUCUUCGGCGCGACGCUCUACUUCGUCUACAAGACUUGGAUUGAGGCGCUCUUCCCGCACGCGGGCCGCUCCAAGGGCGGCCACAAGAAGGGCCGCAAGGCGGCUUCGGCCGCCGAGGCCGAGCCGCUGUCGGGCUCCGAGUCGGCCGGCGCCGCCAGCGGCGCCGACAGCAAGGGCUACGACGAGAGCUGGAUCCCCGACCACCACCUCAACCGCCCCGUGGCGCGGCGCAGGGCGAAAUAGAUGCAUACCCCCUUGCGAAGCCCGAGGUCUCGCGCAUACAUCUUACCUGGUUUUCCUGGGAAAAGAAAGAGGUCGGGGAAGAGAACGGGGCGAGGUGGGCGAGGGAUGCGAGGGAUGGUGCAAAGGUUGUGUGGACUGGGCGAGUCGGCGGGUGUAGGAUGGGAAGCGCUCGUGAAGGACGGGGAGAAAAGCAAAAGGGCGCACAAUCCGCCUGCUUGUGCUAUUUCGCUGAUUGUGUUAAUGAUCCGCAUUGCCAUCUCGCUUUUUGUCCGUGUACUACGGUUGGGCAAGGAUAAAAAAACGGGAACGGGAGGGUGUCGAUCAACCAGCGAAUUUGAGGCGUCCCUGUUUUCUCUUCGUGUUGUUCUUCCAUCUUUGGGGGACACGGUAGCAUGACUGAGAAGGUUUACAAGGGACGGAGGCGGCGAGAUGCGCUUGGAUUCAUGUCACCAAAUUGGAUCAUACACUGCACUGCCUGUAUGAUAUUGUACAUACCAGACUGUGGCAGGUUGGGAAGAUGUGAGCCUAUUACAUCGA